AUGUUCGAGUAUAAAAGCUUAUUCGUCAAAGGCUCUCAUUGUGAUCACGGCAAUCCAACACAAUUAGUGCUUGUCAGAAGCCAACCUGCUCCAGCCGCGUCUGGUAGAAAUGAUACGUUCAAACUGCCAACAAAUUAUUCUAAAGAACAUCGACCUUCCCACCGAAGGGAACCAACCGAUGUUAUGGUAAACAUUCAUGUCCAAGCCAUAAAUCCUAUUAAAGCAGCAGAUAUGGAUUUCAGAAUGGACAUGACCCUAACCCAGCGUUGGAUGGACGAAAGGCUGGCAUUUGCCGAGCAGUGGUUUGACGGAAAAGACAAUCUCAUUUUACCACUGGAGUUUGUCGAUCUGAUCUGGCAUCCUCAUCCCUUCGUUGUGAAUGCAAAAUCUACAGACGUUGGCCAACUAACGCAGAAAUUAGUGAGCGUUUACGUCUUUCGAAAUCGUACCGUCCAAUACUCCGUGAAUGUUUUUAUAACAGUAGCUUGCGCAAUGAACUAUCGCUAUUUCCCAUUUGACUCUCAACUGUGCCCCAUGUUUUUAGAAUCAUUUUCGUUUGACGAAACCCAAGUCAAGUACACGUGGGCGGAGUAUGAACCCUUCACGAUCAACCCUGACUUAAGAAUGUUGCAAUUUGAACCAAGAAGACCGCUUCAUUUUAGCAUAGCGUCCGUACCUCGGUUCAACGAGGCGAAGAACUUUUCCCAGUUAGUCGCCUAUUUCAGGUUUGAUCGAUUAAUGGGAAAUCAUUUGAUUCAGACAUUUGCCCCCUGUUCUCUCGUCGUGUGUUUAAGCUGGUUCAGCUUCUGGUUGGAGCUUAAUGCCUUGUCGGCCCGAAUGUCGCUCUUGGUAACGUCCAUCUUGACCCUGGUGACGCAAUUUGUCGGUCUCAAAACUGACCUGCCUCCGGUGGCAUAUAUUAAAGCGGUAGAUAUUUGGAUGGCUGGCUGUAUGGUCUGGGUGUUUGGCGCGUUGGGAGAAUUCGUGCUUGCAAAGGUCAUCUUUUCGUUGACGGAGGAUGCCAAAUUCCAUUAUCAUGAAGACCACUUGAAAUUUUUUAGUCAGCCGGGAUUGUCACCCCAACAUGACUACACCAUGAAGCCAAAUGGUGCCAGAAACGGGAGAGAUAUUGAUGAAAUGCUUAUGCAUAGAACAAACAGUUCUGAAAUAAUUACCGAAAUGGACAUGACUGGACAACCUAUUGAACAAAAUUUGCAAAAUCAGCGGAUUCGUCACCGCCGAUUGGCGCCCUUGGACCACAAGGAUAGCUUUGAAAAUGCGGAUCUUAAGAGCAUCGCUACGACAAGUUCUGCCAGCCUCGACAAGAAUGUGGGAAGAAUGAAGCUUCCGCUGCAAUGGACGGAUCCCAAGACUGGAAAGCAGAUCCUGUUGUGGAAGAAAAUCGACAACAUUUCCAAGUGGGUCUUCCCUCUCUCCUUCGUCCUCUUCUGCACCGUGUAUUGGAUCAUUUUGUACAUUCACAGCAAAGUGGACAAUGAUCUUGACCUCUACGUGGUGAGCACGAACCUCACAAUCUCAGCUUAAUUAUUGAUAAGAAAACUGAUAAGAAAAAAGCAAUUAGAUUCUUGUUAGAUACUUUUCAAUUAAUUGGUGCAUUGAAUGUCUAUGUGUUAUAAGUUGGGUGGUGAAACCACAGAAAAAUCUAUUUUUUCAGUAGUACAGCCUUCAAUUUUUGUAGAAA
Molecule: messenger RNA, 1702 nt
Organism: Folsomia candida
Lineage: Eukaryota; Metazoa; Arthropoda; Collembola; Entomobryomorpha; Isotomidae
Product: glycine receptor subunit alpha-4
Exons: 11
Coding region: 1-1545 (514 amino acids)
Biological process (GO): chemical synaptic transmission; nervous system process; signal transduction
Cellular component (GO): membrane; neuron projection; synapse
Molecular function (GO): extracellular ligand-gated monoatomic ion channel activity; neurotransmitter receptor activity; transmembrane signaling receptor activity
Source: RefSeq, a predicted model, not a curated record